Colletotrichum scovillei is the source of this 2396-nucleotide messenger RNA. RefSeq names its product 40S ribosomal protein S9. The coding region runs from base 87 to 665 and encodes 192 amino acids. The record is from RefSeq and is a predicted model, not a curated record. Gene Ontology annotation, cellular component: cytosolic small ribosomal subunit. Gene Ontology annotation, biological process: translation; positive regulation of translational fidelity. The transcript has 4 exons. Gene Ontology annotation, molecular function: structural constituent of ribosome; rRNA binding. NCBI's taxonomy places the organism in Eukaryota, Fungi, Ascomycota, Sordariomycetes, Glomerellales, Glomerellaceae.
GCAAGUUUCACGAGAGGCUCUUCUUUUUUUUCCCCUUUCGUUUUCUUCGUCAACCACAAUUCGAAGGAUAUCGACGAGUCGGCAAGAUGGCGCCCCUCACCUACUCCAAGACCUCCAAGGUCCCCAACCGUCCCUUCGAGGCCGCCCGUCUUGACUCCGAGCUUAAGCUCGUUGGCGAGUACGGUCUCCGCAACAAGCGUGAGGUCUGGCGUGUCCAGCUUACCCUCUCCAAGAUUCGUCGUGCUGCCCGUCAGCUUUUGACCCUCGACGAGAAGGACCCCAAGCGUCUCUUCGAAGGCAAUGCCCUCAUUCGCCGUCUCGUGCGCGUCGGUGUCCUCGAUGAGUCCCGCAUGAAGCUCGAUUACGUCCUGGCCCUGAAGGUCGAGGAUUUCCUUGAGCGCCGCCUCCAGACUUGCGUCUACAAGCUCGGUCUCGCCAAGUCCAUCCACCACGCCCGUGUCCUCAUCCGCCAGCGUCACAUCCGUGUCGGCAAGCAGAUCGUCAACGUUCCCUCCUUCAUCGUCCGUCUCGACUCCCAGAAGCACAUCGACUUCGCCCUUACCUCGCCCUUCGGUGGUGGCCGCCCCGGCCGUGUCCGCAGAAAGAAGGCCGCUGCCGCCGAGUCCAAGGGUGACGGUGGUGACGACGAGGAGGAUGACGAGUAAAUGCAUCGCCAUUAAUGCUAAGGAUUGGUCAAAAAAAACUCUGGGAAUGGUUGGUACACCAAAAGCCAGCCAUUGGGAUCAUCGGGGUGUUUAUAGUCACGGCGUUCGCCAGAGGCAAAAUGGAAUGAUUGCAUCAAAUACGGAUACCACGAAUGAAUGUUACACAAAAGUCUUUUUCUUGUUCAGUUCAGGGCACCUCAAGGCAUCGUCUUGCAUGCGAACGUUUGACAGGGAAAUGGGUAUCAUGUUUGUCCAAUGCAAUGCUCAUAAGCCAUGCCUACAUACCUAGGUAGUCUAGACCAAUUCAUCCUUGCCAAGGAACUUGGCCAUCGGGUCGUUCGCCGCUGUCCUCUUUCUCCUGUAUUCCUCCAUCUCUUCCUCGGUGACACCGCCCAUCAUCUCUUCCGCUGUCCGCUUCGUCGCCGGCUUGUUCACCGGGGUGUCAUCCGCCUUUGGAAUCUCCGCCUGUUGCUCCAUUUGCAUCGCCAAUGAAGCACCAGUACGUUGCCGUUCAGAAGCUUCCCAAGCCAACUUGCCCUCCUCACCCGUGCAGUAACUGUUCUUGACCACCGAGUGACAGCAUUCGUAGCCCCAUUGAAAAUUCGACCACCAGCUGCCCCAGACAGAUGUGUGGUUGUGGAUGUACACGUCCUCGGGGUACUUUGACUUGGCGAUAACCUUGGGCGCGCCCUUGAUAAGGCCGCUCUCGUCAUACUCGACAUACUUCUCCGACUCGGUUAUGACGUUCUUCAGUUCGUCGGGCAUGGUGUACUGCGAGUUGUCGCCGUAUAGCUCCUUGAGCUUCUUCUCCCGCUCUGCACGCUUCUUCUCGGCCUCUUCCUUCUCCUUCUUCCUGUAAAACUCUCCAGCCGUGGGGUUGGCUUGCAAAUGUUUUGUGGUGUCACCACUCUUCUCCUGAGCCUCCCAAGCGUAUCGCUGUGCUUGCUCGAACUCGCCGGCGUCGCCUGAUCCGCGCAUGAAGCCUUCCUCUGCAAAGAGAUUCGCAGCUUUGUCCACCGUUGCGCCGCCGUCCACAAGGGAUCUCGUCUUUGGGUCGUACUUUGCCGAUUCCAAGUCUAGGUUGACGAGGUACUUUGCCGUGUCCUCUCGUAUUCUCAGCUGUCGCGUAGCUGUACUUUGAUGUUUGCUCAUGUCGUUCUCCUCUGCGUACUUGUCGCCAUCGUCCUGCUCCUCCUCCUCCGUCUCGCCCUUAGCAAGCGCCUGCUUCCUCAGCUUCUCCAUCUCGUUGAACUCCUCGACGACAUUGCGGUAUUCCUUAGGGUCGUAUCCAUUCCAGCGGUCACGUUUGGCAUCCCAGCCAAGCUUGACGUCCUGAACGACCUCGUCGGCCUGAAUGUCCCUGCCAGUCCACUUUGCGCCUUUCGCCCUCGGCCGACUGAGGCAGUCUUUCGCUUUGUGCGUCAUGGCGCCGCAGUUUUCGCAUGCGCCUUUCCGGUACUUUGUGGCUGCCGGGCCGGCCUUGCGACCGCGAUCGUACCAUUGUGACUGCUCAUUUUUCUUCUGAAUACGCUGAUGCUCAAGGUAGUCGGUCUGGUCAUCGCCUUCUUCGCCGGCAUAAAAGGGACGUUUACUGAUGAAAGAGGGAAUGUAGAUAUUCUCCUCCUUUGCGGCGGCGGACGCCUUGGGGUCGGUCUUUCUCGGCGGUGGAGGCGGCGGCGGCAUCUUGGCGUUUUGUGAGGGUAUGAGAGGGUUGUUGCUAGAGAAAGUUUG